Messenger RNA from Solanum dulcamara, 1497 nucleotides. Its product is annotated as B-box zinc finger protein 22. Gene Ontology annotation, biological process: regulation of DNA-templated transcription; photomorphogenesis. Gene Ontology annotation, cellular component: nucleus. Lineage: Eukaryota; Viridiplantae; Streptophyta; Magnoliopsida; Solanales; Solanaceae. Gene Ontology annotation, molecular function: zinc ion binding. The transcript is spliced from 3 exons. The record is from RefSeq and is a predicted model, not a curated record. Bases 221 to 1117 code for a protein of 298 amino acids.
UCACCAUUCUAAACCCGACACGUUCUCUCAAAAUCAACCAUUUCUUUAUUUUCCCCCAAAUCUCUCAGAAAGCAACCGUACAAAUACUAAAAACAUCAAAAUUCCAUUUCCCCACUCACUGCAGGCACCGUUAUUCGGUUCAUUUACUGCAUAAAUCCACUUGCACUUUCAGAUCUUUUGCUUGUUGCUCGCUCUAGAGUGUUCUGAGGAGGAAGAGGUGAUGAAGAUUCAGUGUAACGUUUGUGAGGUUGCGGAGGCGAACGUUUUGUGCUGCGCCGAUGAGGCGGCGCUGUGCUGGUCAUGUGAUGAGAAGGUUCAUGCUGCUAAUAAGCUUGCUAGUAAGCACCAGAGAGUUCCUCUCUCUGGUUCUUCUUCAUCUAUGCCUAUGUGUGACAUCUGCCAGGAAACAGUUGGCUAUUUCUUUUGUCUCGAGGAUCGGGCUUUACUUUGUCGAAAAUGUGAUAUUGCCAUUCACACAGCUAAUCCUCAUGUUGCAGCUCACCAAAGAUUUUUGCUGACUGGAGUGAAAGUAGGGCUUGAACCUAUAGAUCCUGGUGGUGCAUCAUCCUCAGGGAUGUCACAGUCCAUUCUGAAAGUUUCUGAGCCAGAGUCUGCUCCACUUUCUAAACGAAAUGCCCCAGUAUUGUUGGAUGCUCAAUUUAACAAAGUAUUACCUCCCCAGACUAGUGGGGUUGGAGAUUUUGCUCCUAUUAAGUCUCCGUUUGCUGGAGGUUCUGCAGCUGGAAGUAUGCCGCAAUGGCAGUUCGAUGAAUUUAUUGGUCUGAGUGAUUUCAAUCAGAAUUAUGGAUACAUGGAUGAUGGAUUAUCUAAGGCGGAUAAUGGCAAGCUUGGUGGAGAGUCAGACUCUUCAUCAAUCUUAAGAGUUGAAGAUGAAGAAGUAGAUGGUGAUGAGUGCUUGGGUCAGGUGCCAGACACAUCUUGGGCAGUGCCACAAGUUCCUUCCCCACCUACGGCCUCUGGACUUUACUGGCCCAAAACCUACCAGAAUCCAUUCGACUCUGCAGUGUUUGUGCCUGACAUUAGUUACUCCCCUUCAUCGAGCCUUAAACAGCAACCUCCAAGUGGUACUCAUCUGAAACGAAGAAGGCAGUGUUAAUGCAUUUACUUUAAUCUUUUUCACUCACGUUAGUGAUAGGUAAUGCAGAUCCCUAAGCUGUUCGCUCACGUUAGUGAUAGGUGUUUCAGAUCCCUAAGCUGUUCACUAACGUUAGUGAUAGGUGUUUAGAUAGAGCAGUGUGUGGUAGUUGAAAUUAUUUGAGUAAUGAGUAGUGUGUGUUUCUCCUUUAAUUUGUAAGUAAUCUGCACUGUCUGCUGCAGUUACAUCAAAGUGUAUUAAUUCUACUUCAAUGCCCAGAAGUUGUACAAGAAAUGAGGUUGUGUAAACCGAAUUCCGACAAUUUGGAACCAGCCAUUGUAUCAUCUUAAUUUACCUUUCUUUCACUUUUUCUUCUAGUCGACUCAAAAUUGCAUUGUCAG